UGCACGCCAAACAAACCGACAAGCAAGAUUCACCUGCCUUUGACACCGCCGAGUACUCCAGGCCGGCACCCUCUGAAGCUUUUGGACCGCAAGCAGAAGUCUGUCAGCCUGCGAGAGCACGACAACCCAUCAAAGACAUGGGAUGCCACGAGAUCACUCAGAACCCCCGUGCCAUCACGUCUGUUGCUCGCGCGAUCCCCCAGCCUUGUGGUCGCCAGGAACGUAAAGACACCUCUCAAGAGCAGGCUGGUUUCCACCUUCAGGGACGAACAAACGCAGAUUUCUCGUGGAGAGCUUUUUGAGCGCGUCCACGGCUGUCCGGACAUCCGCAUAGAAGAAGAGCACAGGCACAUUGUGACGAGUCAUCUGCGAGCUGUGCGGCGCAAGGCACGCAUUGCCAGCAGGACUCGGGCCGCGCUGCUGGGCCGUGCAUGUCAAGACGUCCAGCAUGGCCAUUUUGGC
Messenger RNA from Microdochium trichocladiopsis, 462 nucleotides. RefSeq lists its product as uncharacterized. NCBI's taxonomy places the organism in Eukaryota, Fungi, Ascomycota, Sordariomycetes, Xylariales, Microdochiaceae. The record is from RefSeq and is a predicted model, not a curated record. The transcript has a single exon. The annotation marks the transcript as partial.